Molecule: messenger RNA, 1759 nt
Organism: Trichobilharzia szidati
Lineage: Eukaryota; Metazoa; Platyhelminthes; Trematoda; Strigeidida; Schistosomatidae
Source: the annotation of a GenBank genome assembly
GUUAGGCGUCGAGUGCUAGGUAAGGAGGGGGAAAUCAGUCGACGAGAUUGUUGGCUGAAGCUACACCGAUUGAGAUGGUUAGGAGAUGUGUUACACAUGCCCAGCCAAGCCAUCGCCUUCCUCGAUGGGCGAUCUUAGCUGGCAUAGGAUUGAUCAGGUUGGAAAAGAGCUAGGGGUGGUCAAACCAAAACAUGGCUCCAUCAGUUAGUUUAAGUCAGUGACGUAGGAAGCUGUAGACUUCCUGACUGGUUGGGGUCCUAGGGACGGUAAAAACCAAUGGCAUUGGGUCAAAAUCUUUCUCGAUAAUGGCGCAGAUGCAUCCACUCUUUGUGAUUUAUAAUAUCCAAUAAAAUUCUAUUGUUUUUCCAUAUUACUAUUCAUUUUGUCUUAUAUUUCUGUUUAUUAUCUCUCUUUUGAAGAAUCUCUCUUUAUUGUCUUCUCUUGCUUUGUGUGCUACAUGGAGGGAGGGUGGCAACUCGAACUGGUGCACAUCUGUGCAAAGUUCUACGUUGAAACCAGGCAGUCAGAGUCACAACAAUUCAAGUGAUAAUAUGUUUAAUAUAUAUAUAUAUAUAUAUAUCCUUACAAAAAGAAAAUCUAGUUUCUAGAUUAUGUGAUCUAAUUCUUAUUUUAUUCAUUUUUUUACUACCUUUACAGAUGAUAGAUCAUACAGUUAAAGUCAAAUUAUCUUCAGAUAGUGAGGAAUGCGCAUCAGAUGUGAACAAUCCGGACAAUAUCGAUACAAAUCAAGACAAUAAAAUCCGUAAUCUUGAAGAAAAACUUCGACAAUUAGAAGAAGAAAAUUUAAAUCUUGAAAAAGAAAUUUAUUCAACAGAGAAAAAGUAUCAGGAACAGUUGGAGGCAUAUUUAGCCAGAUAUAUUAAUGCAGAUUUUAGUCUAGCUCAAAUGCAAUAUAUACUGCCUAUGAAAAGAGCUAAAUUAAGUAAAUUGCAGACUACAACAACAAGUGAGCAUGAUACUUCAACCUCCUCCAACUCUUUUACAAUUGAUGCGAAUCCACUGAUCUCAUUGAAACAUUUUUUUGAACCAUCAGUAAAUCUUGUUUAUAAAAAAUUACGUGAAACAACAAUAGAAGCACAAAAUCGAUAUAGACAAAGUAAUGAUGAUAUGUUGGCAUGGAGAUUUUCACCAGAAAGUUCAAUUGGGAAGUCAUUAAUGUCACGUAUUCGACACUUGCUAAACGCUAAUGAAGAAUUAGGCCGAGUGAAUCAAGCUGAUCGUGUAUCGAAAUUGGAAUCUGAAGCUGAACUUCAAGCAACGUGUAUAAAAGAAUUUAUAAAAGCUAAUGAAGAUAUUGAAAGUGUAGUGGAUGAAGCCUACACUGAUUUAGAAGGUCUUCAAAAUACUCUGUUAAUUCUACACCAACAAAUAAAUCAAACUGAAUCUAUUGUUGAAGCAUUACAGAAUGAAUUAGAAUCACGUCAACCUGGUAUAGUUGCUGAACUCAUGUCAGCAAUGCUAUCAAAGCUGAAUGAAACAGAAGAAACAACGAAUACAACAGAAGGCGGUGGUGGUGGUGAUGGUGAUGAUAAUGCUACAUCAACUCCUGAUGUACAUGAUCAACCACCUGAAGAAGAUAAUCUAGAUACUUGUAAUAAUACUACUGAUGAAGGUGCACCAGAAGAAACUUGUACAUAAAGCAAUAGUGAUAGUAAUUGAAAUUUGUACAUAGAUAGAUAGAUAGACAGACGCGAAUGACUAUCGUCUCACCUUCUGAUGGCUUUUUUUUGUACAGAUA